AUGGCUUCAGACGACGCAAUAACUUAUGAAGUGAUAGAUAGAGCGGUAGUAAUUACUUUGAAUGCUCCGAAAAUAUUGAAUGCAUUAACUUUAUCACAGUAUGAUCAAAUUGCAAAAUAUUUAGAACAAGCUAAUGAAGAACCAGAUACAAUAAUAACAUUAUUACAAUCAUCAGGGAGAGCAUUCUCAGCUGGUGCAAAUGCUCAAUUCAUAGGCCAACAAGACUCAGAAUUGGAAACAUGGUUGAAUUUAUCAGUUGCUAAACAAACUUACUUAGUUCAAACUAUAUUAAAUCAUAAAAAAAUAUUUGCAAUUGCUUUGAACGGAUUUGCAAUUGGUUUGAGUGCAGCUAUUGUUGCAUUAGGUGAUCUAAUAUAUACUCAUGAUGUGAAAAAGACAUUUUUAUUAACUCCAUUUGCUAAUAUUGGAAUUGUUGCUGAAGGUGGUACAUCAGUAACUUUGCCAUUUAGAUUAGGUUGGUCAAAAGCUAAUGAAGCUUUAUUGUUAUCGAAAAGAAUCAGUGGCGAAGAUUUAUACAGACUAGGUUUAAUCAACAAAGAUUACGAGGGAAAAUAUAGUUCAACGGAAAGAUUCAAUAAACAAGUAUUAGACGAGUUAUUAGAUUCAACUGAAAAUUUACAUCCUGAUUCAAUAAUUGAGAAUAAAAAAUUAUUACAAAAGAUGUAUAAACCUCAAAUAUCAGCAGUCAAUUCUCAAGAAGUCUUUCAAGGUUUAAAACAUUGGACUUCAGGUGUACCAAUGGAUAGAUUUAAAAAAUUAAGUUCUGGAGAAUUAAAACAUAAAAUUUAA
Lodderomyces pseudojiufengensis is the source of this 810-nucleotide messenger RNA. RefSeq lists its product as uncharacterized. Lineage: Eukaryota; Fungi; Ascomycota; Pichiomycetes; Serinales; Debaryomycetaceae. The record is from RefSeq and is a predicted model, not a curated record. The transcript has a single exon. Gene Ontology annotation, cellular component: peroxisomal matrix. Gene Ontology annotation, biological process: fatty acid beta-oxidation. Bases 1 to 810 code for a protein of 269 amino acids.